This is a messenger RNA of Cephus cinctus (wheat stem sawfly), 2941 nucleotides long. It is a transcript of the gene Vps28, whose product is annotated as vacuolar protein sorting-associated protein 28 homolog. The transcript has 3 exons. Gene Ontology annotation, molecular function: protein-containing complex binding. Lineage: Eukaryota; Metazoa; Arthropoda; Insecta; Hymenoptera; Cephidae. Gene Ontology annotation, cellular component: ESCRT I complex. Gene Ontology annotation, biological process: protein transport to vacuole involved in ubiquitin-dependent protein catabolic process via the multivesicular body sorting pathway. The coding region runs from base 401 to 2611 and encodes 736 amino acids. The record is from RefSeq and is a predicted model, not a curated record.
UUCAAGAAGCAAAGCAAGAUAGUUUUUCAUAUUUAUUGGAGAAGUAACAUGUGAGUUUAGUCUUUGUUAUUGAUAUUACGGUGUAUUUAUUUAGUGGAAGACUAUACGAAAAAUGUGGGAUUAAUAUUUGUAUUGUUGAGGACGAAGUAAAUGACGAAUGAAUAUGUGUACGCAGUGAACGGAAUGUAAGGAUUCUGUUUGUUAAAUUGACGUAAUAAAGUCAUUGGAUUAGCAACACUAUCUGGCAUUCAUUAUAAUAAAGUUUUAAUUACAUGCAUAGAUUAAGAGUACUUGAAGAGCUUUUGCUAGUGAUUGCCAUUACCCAAUUAUUUGCUGUGUACACAAUUAUAACGAAUUCUGUUUGGAUUAUGUCAAGAGCCUUGCAUAAAUUGCUCUUUCAAUGUCAAACUUCAAAGAAACCAUCUCCAAGAAUAACACUCACUCAAGUUCUCCAACACAUUCCAAGCCAAGAUAUAUCAAGAAACUGAACUUUAAUGAAGACAUAUCAGAUUCUGAGUAUGACAAUGAGAAUAAUGAAGAAUCCAAUGUUAUUCCUAGACUGGGUUAUACAAGUGUAUCACAUAUAGAAAAGAAAGAAUGGAUUCAGCAAUGGAUUGAGGCACAUAAUUCCUCUACAGACAUAAAUAAUGAUCUGUGUCCAGCAUCUCCAAUUCUUCAAACCACUGUCCUUAGACGGAAGCAAAAGUCACCAAUAUUGAACAGUCAUCGUAAAUGUAAAAAACUUAAAGUUGUUUUGUCUGAUAUUACACAUACGAAGAUUGUAAAUACUGAGUCUACUGAUUAUGAUGAAACUCGACAGUGUGCAGAAGAUUUUCAUAUAAAAGAAUCUGAAUUUGCACAAGAGAGCACUCCAUUACGUUUGCAAAUUCAUCCUAGUGGCUCGCCCAUCCUCAGUACAGGUUUCUAUACUUUUAGGAGACGACAGAAGGCACGUAAUAAUUUGUUUAAGCAAAAAAAAAUUGAUACCCCUACUGUAGAAAGUUCCAAGCUUCCGGACACAAAUAUGAAUACACUAUUAGUGGAAAGCAAACCAGCUGAGUCAGGUUUGUCGAGAUGUAAAGUAAGCAAUAUUAGUCUAUUUGAUAGACAUAAAAUUGUGGCACAGAAGAUAGAGUCUCAGCCAGAAAAAUCUGUACUAAAAAAUGUUCAAAGUAGGUUGAUAAACAAACCAACAAGCUUCAUUGAAAUGUCACCUAGUACAGAUACUGAACGCAUAGAAUUUGAAGAGAGUGAAACAGUUAGUACAAAUCAUACAGUGCAAGAAUCUGAUACUCCAAGUGAUAGUGACAAAACUAUCAGUGAUAUAAUAGAGGAUCCUGAGACACAAGAUAUAUUUUCUGAAGUGGAGUAUAAUAAUAUUCCAAUGAAUGAGAUCACAUUUCCACUUGACAAAAACUUUUCCAUAUGUCCAUCAACAAGCUGUAAAGAAACAGAGCAAAAUAUUUCUAUCGAACCAGAACCAGCGUCCUCAACAGUAACAUCUCAAAAAAUUUCUGGCACAUCCACUAGCAAUGGUGGUAUCGGAACAUCAUCAGGUCAUACGGAAAUAACAAUAAGCACGGAAGUAACUCCACCAAAAGUCAGCGAUGAAACCAUAUCCGGACUGGCUUUGCUAAAUUCUGGGAAGAAACGUAAAAAGCCAAGAAAAGGAAGUUUAGUGGAAAAACUACAGAUGCUGAUCAAGAGCCAAGUGUCAUACGUGCGCAUCUGGCGUCAUCAAAUGAUUCAAAUCCAAGAGAAUGCAACUACUCAAUACAUAUCGCUAACAGUUAUUGAUUAUUUAACUCGAUGCGAUAGACAAUUUAUCACUGGUUUAGUAAUCGACGAUCCUAGUCAACUAUUAAGCAAUAUCGCCAAUCGAGGAUCUGAACAAAUCUCUAGAUUAUCAUUACAGAAGAAGAUAAGUAACUUUGUAACAGUAGUAAUGAAUCCUGAGAUUGUUGGUAAUAUAAUGUCAAUAGGUCAGGACAGACCAGAACUCUACGAGGAGGUAAAAUUAUACAAGAAUGCCAGGGAACGUGAGAAGCACGACAAUCAAGCAGACCUAUACGCUGUUGUAAAUACCCUACAACAUUUGGAGAAAGCUUAUAUUCGUGACUGUGUGACUCCCAAGGAGUACACAGCAGCAUGCAGCAAGUUACUAGUGCAAUACAAAGCAGCCUUCAAACAAGUGCAGAGUGAUCAAUUUCCCACGAUCGAUGCCUUUGCCAGAGCAUUUCGGUUGGAUUGCCCAGCUGCACUAGAAAGAAUUAAAGAAGACAGGCCGAUCACUAUCAAGGAUGACAAGGGUAACACCUCCAAGUGUAUCGCUGAUAUAGUUUCCCUGUUUAUCACGUUAAUGGACAAACUUCGCCUGGAGAUAAAAGCCAUGGACGAACUUCAUCCAGAUCUUCGAGACUUAAUGGACACUAUGAAUCGUCUCAGUAUACUACCCAGUGAUUUCGAUGGAAAGCAGAAAGUUGCCGAAUGGCUUCAAACCCUAAACAACAUGUCUGCAUCUGAUGAGUUAUCAGAAACACAGGUCAGACAAUUAAUUUUUGAUCUAGAGACGUCGUAUAAUGCUUUCAAUAAGAUACUUCAUAAUUCCUAAAUUUUAACUUUGCUACGGCCAUUUGAGCAACGCUCAAUUCAAUUUUGUCAUUUGUCUUGUAUUUUUCAACAAAAAGAUAACUAAGAUUUGACAGGUCAAAAAAAUAUCUAGGUAUGUUUUCAUCAAUGAAAACUUAAUUCGUUCUGACUUAAGGACAAAGAUGGAUAAUUAUAUAAAAAAUGUUCUGUGCAUCCAUAAAACAAUACUGUAAUGACAUGCCGCUUUGCACAGAGUUAACUAUUUUCUAUGCGAUUCCUUGUACACCAUAUAUUAUAUAUACAUAUAUAAUUUCAAGUAUAGAUUAAUAAAGUUACUACUAGUUAAAAUGAA